Messenger RNA from Striga hermonthica, 1194 nucleotides. The record is from the annotation of a GenBank genome assembly. NCBI's taxonomy places the organism in Eukaryota, Viridiplantae, Streptophyta, Magnoliopsida, Lamiales, Orobanchaceae.
AUGGAUCGGGCGAGUCAGAGCACGGACAUGCCGAUCAUGCACGACAGCGAUCGGUACGACUUCGUGCGGGAUAUCGGGUCGGGUAACUUCGGCGUAGCUCGAUUGAUGAGAGACAAGCAAACGAGGGAGCUUGUUGCGGUUAAGUAUAUUGAGCGAGGGGAAAAGAUAGAUGAAAAUGUGCAGAGGGAAAUUAUCAACCACAGGUCUUUAAGGCACCCUAAUAUAAUUAAAUUCAAAGAGGUAAUUCUAACACCAACUCAUCUGGCUAUUGUAAUGGAGUAUGCAUCUGGUGGAGAAUUAUUCGAGCGAAUAUGCAAUGCAGGACGGUUUAGCGAGGAUGAGGCUCGUUUCUUUUUUCAACAGCUUAUAUCUGGAGUCAGCUACUGCCAUUCAAUGCAAAUAUGCCAUCGGGACUUGAAGCUGGAGAACACAUUGUUGGAUGGGAGCCCAGCUCCUCGUUUGAAAAUAUGCGAUUUUGGGUAUUCCAAGUCUGCUUUGCUCCAUUCACAACCAAAGUCUACAGUGGGAACUCCUGCUUAUAUUGCUCCUGAGGUGUUGCUUAAGAAAGAAUAUGAUGGCAAGAUUGCGGAUGUGUGGUCUUGUGGUGUGACUCUAUACGUUAUGCUUGUUGGUGCUUAUCCAUUCGAAGAUCCUGCUGAACCUAAGGACUUCCGGAAGACCAUACACAGAAUCUUAAGUGUUCAAUACUCGAUUCCAGACAAUAUUGAUGUAUCAGAAGAAUGCUGGCAUCUUAUUUCGCGGAUCUUUGUAGCAGACCCUGCACAACGCAUCACAAUGAACGAAAUUCGGAACCACGUGUGGUUCCUUAAGAACCUCCCAGCAGACCUAAUGGAGGAGAGCUCGAGCUGUACGAACAGUCAGUUUGAGGAGCCUGAGCAGCCGAUGCAGAGCCUUGAGGCGAUCAUGCAGAUAAUCUCGGAGGCCACUAUACCUCCAGUUGGCAUCUCUAACAUGGACAUGAUGGAUGAUGACAUGGACAUGGAGGAUUUCGACUCUGACCCUGAUGACCUCGAUCUCGACAGCAGUGAUCUUAUGUUAUUUAUAAUCGGCUUGUUCGAGCCUGGGGUCGACUCUAGGCGGCUUAAGUCGGAUUUGAACCGUGCUACUUUUCGGGAGGCUUGGAAAAACGGAAAGAAGAGAAGCUCGAAGGCUGCCCCCAAAGCAGUUCCUUGA